AUGUCUACUUUGUCGAGUACUGAUGUGGUGAUGAUCAAUUUGGAAUUUGUCGAUGAUGCUGAUGUGAAAUUAGAAGAUGUCAAGGUAGACGGUGAUGGGCAGUCUACCUUGACAUCUUCUAAUGACUCUAAGGAAGCGAAACGUGCCACGUUAUCCUUAUACUUAAAUAAAAGGCACAGUAGCCAAGAAAUAGUGCCGAAGAAAUAUUCAAGGACCACCGUCAAGAUCUUGUCCGUCGGAUUGGGCUGA
Oldenlandia corymbosa var. corymbosa is the source of this 249-nucleotide messenger RNA. NCBI's taxonomy places the organism in Eukaryota, Viridiplantae, Streptophyta, Magnoliopsida, Gentianales, Rubiaceae. The record is from the annotation of a GenBank genome assembly.